Messenger RNA from Musca domestica (house fly), 9436 nucleotides. RefSeq names its product SH3 and F-BAR domain-containing protein DDB_G0274695 (gene Nost). Lineage: Eukaryota; Metazoa; Arthropoda; Insecta; Diptera; Muscidae. The transcript has 7 exons. Gene Ontology annotation, molecular function: protein binding. Gene Ontology annotation, cellular component: cytoplasm; plasma membrane. The record is from RefSeq and is a predicted model, not a curated record. Bases 1661 to 5560 code for a protein of 1299 amino acids.
AUUUUAACUCAUUUUCCAUUUCGGUACACUGUGUGCUCUCGUUGCAUGAACAUGUGUUUUCUGCCGUGUGGAGCGAGCACCUACCUACCGGUCCUAUUAGAAAACCCAAAACCACCAACAACAACAACUCACUGCUUUGACUGUCUGGCUGCCGGUGAUUGUUUUUCUCUUGGCAAGCGACAGAUUCAGUUUGCACAGGGCGUUUGUACGCUACGGUCGAACGGUACGGUUUUGUGGAUGUUCUUCUUUCCAGUGUUGAGAACGGCGAGCAUUUUUUUAUUUUUAAAAUUCGAGCGUUUAUUUUAAAGACUCACUAUUGGUGACAAGUGAAAAAAUAACAACUAAUUAAUUUGUGAGUGAUGGAUUUGAGAUGGGAUGCUCUCUCUCUCGUGUGUGAGGAAAAAAAGCAGAAGAAGAAAAAUAUUGAAAAAAAUUAGAAAAUAUAUAAAAAAUAAUUAAUGAAUGCAAUUUUUUAAAAAAUCAUAACAACAACUACAAAUAAAUAAUGCCUAAUGAUCGGUAAAGAAGAGAAGGAAAAAACAGAAAAAAAAAUUAGAAAAUCCAAAGAGUCUGUUAAUUAUCGAAUAAUUAAAUAUUAACAUUGUUUUGAGAGUGAAUACCGUUGUAACAACAACAACAACUGCUGCAGUGAAGUGAAGUGAAACAAAUUAACAACAAUUACUAAAGAAAAGCAAAGCAACCUUCUUCCCCCCACCAACCCAUGCUCAUUAGACCCCCCUCCGCCUAUUGUGUGUGUGGAGUAAAUGCAUUUGGUUUCAUUACAAUUUGACCUCCGUAGAAAAAAUUUUGAAAUUAUUUCAAUAUUUUCGGUUUUGUUACAAAUUACAAACAUAAAGAUCAUUUAUUUAGCUCACAUUUUUUGAUGAAAUAUAGCCACUUGGAAAUUAAAAUUAAAAAUCAAAAAAUCGAAAAAAAUGAUUCGAAAAGUGAAGGCCACUUCCAGUCAAUGCAAUUGAACCCAUCGUUAAUGUAACAAUCCAGGGGAGAAGAAAAAUGUACGAAAAAAGUUAAAUACAUAUGAAAUCCGAUCAGUUUAAUAAAAAAAAAAAUACAAAUUUGUUAAACAAAAUCACAACAGCAACACAAGUGCACUGCCAACUUUAUAAACAAAACAAACCAACGAAAAUUCGAAAAAAAAGAACAACAAAACGUCAAAUUGUUUGCAUGUUAAAUGAAUGCAAAUUUACGGUUAUUUGAAAAUAUGUUCACCUGUUUUUGUUUGAAAUGUUGUUGUUAAAAACCAAUUGAAAUCGAAAUAAAAAAUAAACAACAACCAAGUUUGAGAAAAAAAUCAAAAUUUAAAAAAAAACAAGUAAUUUGCUGUUUAUUUUUAAAAACAAAUUGUUAACUGAAGACAAACCGAACGAAACAAGCGUGAAAAAAAUAAUCAUAAUUAUCCAAACAAAGUUAUUGAGCCGGAAAACCACCAUCAAAUUAAUUACAAUUUUUUUUUAAUUUGAAAAUUCAGAAGAUAAAAAUAUACUAAAAAUAAAGUAAAUAUAAAAGGAAAAAAACUGCGAUACUAAGGUCAAAAUCCGGAAAAAUGCUAAGGACAAUUUAAACCCUACAAACAAUCCAAAAUACAACCCACAACCUAAGACAAAAAACCCUUCCCCACAAUAGUAAAAACACCAUCAAAAUGAAUCGCCUCCGAUCCCAUAAGUUCAAAUUGAACAGUGCCCCAGAUGUGCCUGAGGCGAACAACAACAACAACAGCAGCAGCAGUAAUAGCAACAAUGGCAGUGGUCUACUCAACAACAGCCUCAUCAAUAAAAUCAGCAAACGCUACUCCACCCUUAGCAGUAAAAUUACACGUCGCAGCCAGACUGGAAGACGGGCGGUGUCACCACAAAAAGUAAUUUCCGGUAGCUAUGAUAUGACCGGUUCUCUAUCCGAGGAUCAUCGUUUGGAAAUCGGUGCUCCAGUUCUGAUAUCAUCCACAACACUGGAUGCGGAACGUUUCGAUGUUAGCGAGGAACGUUUGAAAAUGAUUGGUGGUGGUAUUGCGGCCACGAAUUGCAGUAAAAUCAAGACCAUUGACUUGCCCAUCAACAGCAACCUUAAGGCCCUGCAGGAAUUGGAACAAAACAAGGCCAUUCACUCGUCGUCGGGUAGUGAAAAUGAGAUUUUCGUGGAUGCCCUUAGCAGUACACCGGUGGUGGUGGUAACUGCCGAUGGAGGAGAGCAACAGGAAAAGGAUGUUUUCGAAAUGGCCUUUGACACGCCUCAGAAAAUUGUGAAAAGAGAAGAAUUGGAAUGCGCCUCCCCCAGCUCUGAAAAAUCCUCCGACAGUGACAUGACACCCGUCAAUCAAAUGUCCAAUUACUACGAAACGACAAGGACCACAAAUCAUCAGCGACCGAAAUCAAUAUUGGCUCAGAAGGGCCAUUCCCAGUCGGCACAGAAUUUACAUCGUUCCGAAAUCAAGGUUUAUCUGCAAAAAGCGCCCUCCAUGAAUCUCAUGGAGGAAGAGGAUCAAAUAAUGACCACCAAUACGGAGGAGGAGGAGGACAUUGAAAAUAUGGCCUUGCCAAAAUUACCAGAACUGUAUGGCCAAAGUAAAUGUGAUUUGGCAGCCACAACAGACAACGAAUUGAAUGCCGAUGAGGAUGAUGAAAUGACCGGCAAAGAAGAGGAGGACAACGAUGCAGACAAGGAGAAUUCCUCCCCCUCUGUGGUUGCUGCAGGGGUUUUGAAGAGCAAAAGUGAACCAAAUACCCCCUUCUUUUUGGAACCGAAACGCAGCAGUUUCUUGAGCCAGAAAAAGCUUUUCCAAAGUGCCGAAAACAUCCACCAAAGACGCACCAAACGACGUAGUGUGGUCUUCAGCAGUAGUACAUCCAUCAACCAUCGAAAUGGGGCCGCAAUUGGCCUGGGCUCCAAAAACAGCCUGUGUAGCCAAGCUUCGCUGAAUUUUGAUGAUUACGAUUUGAAAUCGGUUAGCUGUCAAAGUUUGAAUCCCCAAUCACUGUUCGUCUCCAUAGAUGAGCUCAACGAGAUCACUCGUCAAAUCAAUGAAUCGGAGGAUUUCAAUCAGGACAUUGAUUUGGAGUAUUGCAUGCAUCGCGAUCAGCUAAAACCGAGUGAAAGACGCAUAACUCUGCUGAAGAAUAAAAAUGCCCGCCUCAUAAAUUUCACCCAUAACAAGCAGAAGCUGAAGAAGGGAUGGACGGGCGUCAAGCAUUGGAUCGGUGAGGAGGGCCAUAAAAUAAGGGAGGUGGUACAGCGGCAACCAUUGGUGCAAAGAAUCGGUUCGUCGAAGUUGAAUCUAAGCAAUGCUGAAUGCCGAAAUUCUCCCUCGUUGAAUGGUAGCACGGUUCUGCGGCAGGCUGCCAGUCGAGGGGCGUCGCAGGAUAAAAGUCUCGAUGAAAGUGGUCGGGAGUCGAAAAUGACCUCAUCCAUGCAUUUAUAUGACAGCCAGUGCCUGAGUAGUGACAACAUUGCUGCUGAUAGCAGCAAUGAGCUGAAUGAUUCGCGUGAGGCGGAACAAUCGUCGCCGGGCACAAAGAAGCCGGGACAAGAGGGCCAAAAUGGCUUCGAAGAAUUGCGUCGAUAUGUCAAACAAGGUGGAGAUUUUGGCAAAGAACUUAUUGUUAUACUUCAAGAAAGAAUCGAUUCUGAACUUAUGUACUCGAAAUCUCUCUCGAAAAUGGCCAAUAAAUUGAACAAGGCAUGUCGUGAAUUACCCGGUACCAUUGCUGAUGCCUGGCGUGGUGUGGCUACUGAAAUGGAAACACGCAGUGAUAUACAUCGCCAGCUAUCAGCUUCUCUGGCCGAGGAGGUUGUUAAGCCACUAAAAUCAAUUGUAGAGGGGCAUCAUAAGACCAGGAAAUCGGUCGAAAGUAAUGUGGACAAGGCUGCACGCGUCCUGGCGGAAUGGCGUGCCAGUGAGGCCAAGGGCAAAAAAGCCUCGCACACAGCUGCUCGGGAAAAUGAAAAACUCCAAGAUGCCAUGUUGGAUGUAAGAAUACAAAAAUCCCCCUCCAUUGCCCUGCUCCAUCAAAGCGCGAACAAACAAGCCGCCGAGAAGGAAAUCAAAUUGGCCGAAAAAGAUUGUGCCAAAUUGGAUAAUAAACGGAAGAAGGCCGAAGAAGCUGUCAAGAAGGCUGAUGUGGAAUACUACACCCUGUGCAUUCGUGCCGAAAGGGCCCGAGUCGAUUGGGAAAUGGCAGUGCUGAGGGGAUCUUCUCUUUUGCAGAAUAUUGAAAAUCAACGUCUCAUCAAUAUGAAAAAUUUCGUCUCGAACUAUGCCGCCCUGACGGCCAACAUGAAUCCGAUUAUGGAAAGUCUUAUGCAACGUCUACAGCCGCAGGUUGAUAAUUGUAAUGUGGUCAAGGAUAUGCAAAUCAUUAAAAAUAUUCGCCGUAAUGCUGAGGGUCCAAGUGAACAGUUGCUGCCAGAUUUCUACUGCGAACACACCACACUGGCCAUGAAUCGCGAGAGGCGCAAACAUGCCCUGGUGAAACUUUUGCAGCUGGUCAAAACGGAUUUGGAAAGGGAAAGACGUUCGCGUAAUGGCCUAAAGGGUCUGUCACAGUCGUUAAAUAGCCAGGAACAUCAAAAUAUUACCGACAAGUUGUAUCAUAUUCGUUCAAUGCUUACUUAUUUGGAGGGUGCUCGUUUCAAGCUUCACUCAGCUUUGUUGGAAUUGGAUCAUAAGCCUAGAUCAUCACAUCCUUUGGCCCAGCAUAUACAGAUAACCCGGGAUCGUACUGGCCUGCAACAAAGCAUACUCAAAGUACCCUUAUGGCUAAAGAACAACGACAAGAUCAGCAAUCCCCAGUAUGGUGAUGAUCCGAACAACGAUUACGACAGUAUGUCACAGAGUAACACCACAACAUCGACAACAAACAUUAGCUGUGUGGAUGGCAAUGGGUCGACCGAAGGCAGUUUUCCAAUGAAAAAUUUCAAUCGCAGUAAAAGUAAUAUUGAAACAUUUUCGAAUAAGGCCAAAGUUUGUGUUGCAACAAAUGCGGCGGCGGUGGGAGCGGUAAAUGGAAAAACUAAAACCUUGUCUGGAACAACGGCAAAUAUCUAUGAUGAUGCCUGCAGUGAUGAUCGUGGCCAGGCCGAUGGUGGUUCCAAUCAACAAGAUUCCGAUUUUGAUGAGUUCAGUUCACAGGACGAAGAUGAAGAGGGUCAGCUGACGUCGUCGACAACAACAGUGGGAGUGGGUGGACGUAAAGAACAUAAGGCGAAUAUUGAGAAGUCCUUGCAGAAUGCCGAGAAUUAUUAUCAAAAUUCAAUGGAAAUUAAACAGGAACAACAACAGCAGCAGCAGUAUCACAUAAGUGACAAUAACACCACAACGACAGCAACAGUACCAGCAUUAAAUGAAUCUUCAACACCCCAUCAUCAUGUAGUUUUAGGUAGAUGUAAGGCCCUCUAUAAUUAUACACCAAAAUUGUACGAUGAACUUGAAUUGAUUCCUGGCGAUAUCAUUGAAGUUCAUGCCAAACAGGAGGAUGGCUGGUGGUUGGGUGCCCUGCGCAAUCAAGUGGGCAUAUUCCCGGCAACGUAUGUGGAAGAGAUUGCCUGAGGAGAAGGCACAGAAAAAUUAGCAAUUAUUUGAGGUUCAAAUUAUGUGUGUGUGUGUUUUGAAGGCUAUGUUGGAAAAAGAGCAUUCGAAAGAUGACAUUUUCCAUCUCACCCAAAACUCCAUCAUCAAAACGACUGCCAAUUGUUAUUGUAUUGUAGUGUCGUCGUUGUAUGUACUUACUCCCCCAAAGGUUUUGUUUUGGAAAAGUAGAAACAUUUUGUAAUUCGUUUUAAAUGAAUUAUUGGCAUUUUAACGAUUGUUUUAAAUUAAUUGUUAAAAUUUAAAUAUUGUUAUUUAUUCAGAGUGAAGUAGUUGUAGAAUGUAUAUUCUUUGUAAUUUAGGGUCCCAUGUAAUCUAAAAGUAUAAUGUCUUGAAUUUGGAUUUGAAAACACUUUCAUAAACUGAGUUAUACCCUUGGAAAUAUUAUGUGAAAUCAAUUGAAAAAAAAUUAAUUUAGGGUCCUCUUUAAUCUAUAAAAAUUCUGUUCAAAAAUUGUAUUUUGCAUGAGCUAUAAACUAAAAUUUUUAAUGAGAAAAAAAAUUGUAAAAAAUUUAGUAAUUCAUUUGCGGGUUCCUUUAAAUCGCUUGCAUUUAUUUUAUCCAAUUAUAAUCGUUUAAUCUUUAGGAAUGAGCCACAAAAAAUUCCGAGACUUUUCAAUGAAAAUAUUAUUUAAAUCAGCCUAAAAGUAUGCUUUAGUAUUUCAGUUUCUUAAGUCAGUCACUGAUAAUCAUAAUGGUAUAGAAAGUUUUGCUUAAAUCAAAUCCUCAGUAAAUCAAGCUCAAAAGAGUCCUCUUUUCCCACUUUCAUUACCUUAAAUCCUUAACAAAUUUGACCGUUUCAUCCUGAUUAUAAGUAUUCUAAAUUCGCCUUGAGAAGUCAAAAUCAACAGAGUCUACAUUUCCAAAAUUCACCGCAUUCAUUAGCAUAAAUCCUCAGCAAAUCUCACCCUUUCAUCCUGAGAAUAAUUAUUCUGAAUUCGCUUUCAUAGCCGAGAGAGAGAAGACCUCGUUAAGCAUGACAACAAGGCCUUCUCUCCCCCGCCAAUUUUUCCAACCCCGUUUUCUUGGUUGUGGUUUCGCUGGAUUUUCUUAAUCGAGUUUGGAUGAUUGGUUACUAACAACUUAGACCAUGCAUAAAAGAACCCUUAGUUUUUGGAAAUUUUGUUACUUUCAUAUUUCGAAAAAAUUGUCCAAAAACCUGAAAUUGAUCUUUGUUGGGAGCUGCGCUCCUAUAUGAGUUUUAAAUUUUUUUCCCAGCGACUUCAAUUAAAUAUUAUUUUUUUUUAUUUCUAUUAAUUCAUAGUACUGAUCCUUUAAAUAAUAUCUUGGAUUUCCAUUCGGUCUAGUAUAUUUCCACGAUAUAAUCAGGGUUUCUAAAAACUCCACCUAAAAUCAGGUCCUUAUCCCUAUUUUUUGAGCAGAAAAAUGAGAUGAUUUAUAAAUCUAUCCUUAUCACCAAUCGUCAAUUCUAAGGAUAUUGUCUAGUAUCAUUCCUUCCUUAAAAAAGGAUUCCUUAAAUACUCAAUUCGUUAUGCUUUUAAUGAGCCGAGCAAAGGAGUGAGUUAGAUACCAAGAAUAAUUGAUAUAAUAGAUUUUGAAAGUUUCUAAAAGGGCUAUUUUUGAUUGAUAUUUUUAAAUAAAUUUAUCAUACCCUCUUUGUUCGUAUUCAUAUUUUUUUGAAUAAAAUAUGUAACUCUUUUCCAAAAUUAAUUUAAGAAUUGGAGUUUAGUCUUACAAACAUUAGACCUUUUUCCCUUUCCGUAGACGACCAAAAAGGCGCUAGUUUUUCGACUUGAAGACUAGUGAUCUGAUUGAUUGUUGAGGGACCUAUUAGAGGUUUAACAAUGUUGCUUUCAAAAAUCACCUAUCAUACCCUCAUCACUCUCAUAUGUUUUUGAAUGACAAAUAAUACAAAAAUUGGAAUUAAGUUCGUUUCAAAAAUUAGACCUUCUUCAGUUUCCUUAGACGACCUAAAAGGCGGCAGUUUUGCGACUUGAAAACAUUGGGACCUGAUUUAUUGUUGAGAGACCUAUUAGAGGCUUAAUAAUUUUUUUCUUCUAAAAAUCAGUUUUCAUAAUCCAUUUGAUUGAUUUCAUAUCUUUCUGAAUGAAAUGUCUAACUCUGUUCCAAAAUAGUUCAAAAAUUGGAAUUAAUUUUUUUUUCUUAAUUAGACCUCCUUCACUUUCCUUAAAAGAUUUCACAUUUUUACAAAUAUUCCUAGAAAACUGAACGUUUUAAUAUUUUAAAAUUAUAAUUAUCCAUCCAAAUUAAAAUAUUUUACAAAAAACUAAUAGCUCAGGUCUAAAAUGACUUAAGGGAAGAUAGUUGGGAUACAAAUCCUUCAAACAUUGGAACUUAUUUUCUUGACACACAGAAUUAGAUUGUUUUGAAAGCCAUGGGUAUUAAUUUUGCUUUAAUUAACAUUUUAUAAAUCCCUGCAGCAAUCAUGAAAAAAACCUCCAAAUCUUAUAUUAAAGUUAUAAUUUUUUAAAUAUUUAAGCUUAAGUUUUUUUCAAUCCAAAUAAUUAAUUAAUUGAUUUUUAUGAAUAACUCAGCUACUUGAAGUUAUAAUGAUUCCUUUUUUUUCUCUAAGGUCUCUUUGGGACCCUAAAAUGUACUUGAAGUUAUAAAGAUUCCAUUAUCUUCCAGUAAGGCCUGCUAAGGACCCUAAAAUCUACCACCCUCAAAAUAUUUACUCUACCUUUACUACAAUCCAAGUUAUAAACCAUUAAAUUGCCAACAAUUCAUUUAAAACGAUAGAAAAUUAUAUUCGAAACAAAAAAAAAACUCUGUCGGGGGAGGAAAAUUAGUGAAAACUUGUAGUGCCUUUUGUUGUUUUCCUUAGGAAAAUCAUGUAUCUCAUAAAGGAACACAUCACAUUGAAAGGAAAUUGUUAUAUAAAAGGAGCUUUUUUCACUUGCAGUGUCAGAGAGGAGGAUCUACAACAGGUCCUUCUCGUUUUCGUCUUGCUCUACGAAAGCGCUGGCAAGUGGAAUAAUGGCCGUAAAAAGAACAAAAAUAAAAGAAAAAUGAUUUUUCUCAUUUUCAUAGGUUUUAAUAGACGAAUAAAAUUCGCAUAAUUAUUGUGUAUUUUUUAAGAACUAUAAAUAAGCCACCCCACCCCUUCUACCCACUCUUCUAAACCAAAAACACGAAAAACAAAACAAAAUGAAUAUUUUUACUUUUAAUGCAUUCAUAUUCUAUUAUUAUUUUUGUUGUUACUGUUAUUAUUAUUAUUUAAUUUAAUUAUAUUAAGUCAUCUCAACACUGUCUUUUAAUUUUUAAACUAUUUAAACCCCAAAAAACUAGUUCGGCUAUAAGUUGUUCAUUACAUGAUGUAGUUUUAGCAAGUUUUUUCUUUAAGUUUUUAAAAAUUUCGUUUAAAUUUAUUAUUUUUGUAAAAAAAAACAAUUGAGUUAUCAUUGUAUGAUGUUCGUUCGAAACUAUUUCUUAAUAAAAAGAUUCGAAAUCUAAUGUAAAUCUUAGCAUAUUAAACCUACUUUUUCCCAAAGCUUCCAUUUUCAAAGUUUAAUUUCUGCCUGUAUAGAGUAGACAUCCAAUGACUGGAGGUCCAAAUUGAAAAUAAGUAAUGAAGAUUUUGUACACCAGAUUAAUGUUGUCUUCAUUUGGACAUGUCCCCCACAUGCAGCUCUACAACAACAAUAACAAAAAAAAAAAACAAAUGCAAUAUUUACUUAUUUAGCUAGUAAUCAUAUGAUUUUCGAUUUAAUGCCUUUUUUAGAGUUAAGCCAAACGAUUAAGAAGAAUAUCACAUAGUUAUUUAAGAGUCGAACCCCUCCACACAUGGAAUAUGGUUUCAGUAGAAUACAAAGAAACAAAUUGUAAAUAUUUCAAAUAAAUUUUGAGUAAAUAUAAA